UCAUCAAAAUAGAUAUACCAAAAGCCGAAAGCUUUCGGAUAUAUAAGUUGUUAAUACAUGUUCCGACGACACAAAAUUUUAGUUUGAUUUCUAUCGUGCCUUCGUUUGCUGCAUCGCGCCGGUUGUUUAUUUGGUCAAAUAAAAAUAAAAAAACAUUAAGUGAAAAUGGCAUUCAGUGUUAAUCCAACUGUCGUACCUUAUGCAGAAUUCAGUGCUAGCUCUGAUGGUGACACCUUACGGGCAGCAAUGAAAGGUUUUGGAACCGACGAGCAAACCAUCAUCGAUAUACUCACAUCCCGUUCGAAUAGUCAGCGGCAACAGAUCGGCCAAUACUUUACGAACUCCCUUGGCCGUGAUAUUAUUGAUGAUUUGAAGAGUGAAUUGGGUGGAAAAUUCGAAGACGUUAUUGUCGGUCUAAUGCUACAGCCUGAUCAGUACUUGUGCAAGCAGCUGAAUAAGGCGAUGGAUGGUAUCGGUACGAACGAAAGCACAUUGGUUGAGAUUUUGUGCACAAAAAGCAACGAAGAAGUGAAACGAUUGGUUUCGGUUUACGAAGAUAUGUAUGAUCGCCCACUAGCUGAGCAUUUGUGUAGUGAAACCGAUGGAUACUUCAGACGAUUGUUAACUUUGAUUAUAACCGGUGUUCGUGAUGAAACCGGAACGAUUAAUCCUGAUGAGGCUAAGGAACAAGCGGCAGCACUCUACGCAGCUGGUGAAGCGAAACUGGGAACCGAUGAAGAAGUCUUUAACCGCAUAUUCUCGCACAGUAGCUUCGCUCAGCUACGCUUGGUCUUCGAAGAGUAUAAAAGUCUGUCUGGACAGACUAUCGAACAAGCAGUUAAACAUGAAAUGGGAGGUGAAUUAAAAGAGGCUAUCAUGGCGAUAAUUGAAUGUGUCCAGUCACCAUCUGCAUUCUUUGCGAAACGGCUGAACGAUGCAAUGAGUGGCGCUGGAACCGACGACUCAACGCUAAUUCGUAUAAUUGUUAGCCGUUCGGAAAUUGAUCUGGGCACAAUCAAAGACGAAUAUGAGAGAAUAUAUAACCGGACUUUGUUGAGUGCAGUUAAGAACGAAACAUCUGGUGAUUAUAAACAUGCAUUAUGUGCAAUCAUCGGCGACGCAUAAUGAUUUGGUUGCUGUUAUGCCGUGAUGUCUAAUUUUACAUUUUAUUUAUAAAUUCAUCAAAUUUCUUCGUGUAUACCUUAGAGAUCGUGUGUCUUCUCAUCCAGGAAGUGUGGAAAAGUAUUUUAUAAAAGUAUCACUAUUGCUACUCAACUCAUAUUAAUGAAAGUAAAAGCAAGUUGCACAAAAA
Bradysia coprophila is the source of this 1312-nucleotide messenger RNA. Its product is annotated as annexin B10-like. Lineage: Eukaryota; Metazoa; Arthropoda; Insecta; Diptera; Sciaridae. Gene Ontology annotation, molecular function: calcium ion binding; phosphatidylserine binding; calcium-dependent phospholipid binding. The record is from RefSeq and is a predicted model, not a curated record. Gene Ontology annotation, cellular component: plasma membrane; cytoplasm; nucleus.